Molecule: messenger RNA, 3600 nt
Organism: Phragmites australis (common reed)
Lineage: Eukaryota; Viridiplantae; Streptophyta; Magnoliopsida; Poales; Poaceae
Exons: 6
Coding region: 706-3471 (921 amino acids)
Source: RefSeq, a predicted model, not a curated record
CAGCUAGACCGGUAAGCAAAGGAACAAAAACGGGAGAAGGCAGCACAGAAAGGUUCGCCGCUGACAGAGCUAGUCACCUAGACAUCACGCACGCAGAGUCACACACAAAGAAACAAACAAAAACAGUCUUGAGAUGUCGAUUCCUAUAUCAUAUCUGCCACAGCCAACUGUGACAAGUAAAAGAAGCCUGCCUAUCCUCGGAUCCGGUUUCUCUGACGUCCUGGUGAAGUCACAGAGAAACAGUAUGAACAGUAUCUUUAACGGUUGACAGCUCGACUUCACCCUCCGACGAUCUUAUUCCGCCUAGCCCCCCAAAGCCCCUCCUUUUCUCUCUCUUUUCAUCUCUCGGCCCCUCCUCGCCCGAUUCCAACACUUGGAUCAUCUGCCCUUUUGCUCUGGAUCACUCCACAGUUUUUCUUGUUUGAUAUAGGAUUUAGUUUAGGAAGGUUCACAAGACUUCAAGAGGAAUUACAGCAAUCCCGUCAAGAUUCGCCGAGUCGAGAAGAAUUGGAGGUAGCAAUUAAUUCUUUGGGAGAACAAAACUUGCAGCCACUGGUUCAAGAUUCUUUUUUCUUGCAUUUAUUCUGAGUUUUGUAAGUAUGUGCGCGAGAGAGAGAGAGGCAUUCAAGAUUCAAAAAGAGGAGAUGCAUUGCAUCACAAGUCUUGGAGAGAGUUGAAUUUCCAAAUUUCUUGUGGGCGUGGAAUAUGAAGAGUGGCAGUGGGAGCGCCUCAGCGCCGACCGCCGGCGGCAACAGCCUGGCGAUCGCCGAGCGGCAGAAGCCGGCGCCGUCGUGCGUGGCGGCGCUGUUCCAGAUGUUCGCCAAGAGGAAGCUCUUCUCCUCGUCCUCCAAGAAGAGCAAGCUGCUCCCCCCAGUGCGCGCACAGAAGUUCUUGCCUGGGAGACCGCCGGGCGGCGGCGAGAAGACGCCAGCGGCCAAGAGGCUGCCCCUUCUGCUUAAUUCUGCAGAUUACUCAUCAAGAAGCAAAAGCGAAGGCAAUGGCAACAGUCGCUACCCACAGCCUGGCCAAGACAAAAACUGCAGUGAGAACGAAAUGUGUACUCCAGGAGUGGUAGCCCGGCUGAUGGGUCUCAGCUCGAUGCCGUCUGUGAGCCAUCAACGGCAGACAAAAGCCACAGACUCCUCUGAGCUCGGGGAUCACCGGAAUUCAGGUCCUCAAUAUUGGUCCGGUACAUCUCGGAGCAUAUACACAUCACCUCAGAAGCAACAGAAGACAGGGCAGCUCAUAGACGAUAUGGGGCAUGACAAUGCUCCAGAUACACGGCCGUUGUGGCCACGAAGGCAUGCACACAAGGUAGCUUCACCAGUCAAGAGCCCAAGGUCAAUGUCCAGCAGGAGCAAGGCUCGAUUGAUUGAAACGGCUGCCAAGGUUCUGGAACCUGGUUUGCAGUCCAGGAAUCGCCGUCUCUCUCGGCAGCAUGCGUAUUUGGAGUAUUCAUGUAAUCGUGUUGAUGGUGCGCCCGGUGCUGCUGCUAUCUUGCAUAGUUUAUCUGAUCAAUUCUUAGGAGAAAUGCACGAAGUUGAUGUACCGAGACUAGGUGCUCGCAACAUAGGAGGUACCUCUCUGCACAAUUCUAUUUCUAAUCAGUGGACUGAAGAGGAUGGUAAAAACAGUAUUCCAGUUAGGAGGUCAGACCAGAAUGUAUCAUGUCAAAUGCAACCUGAAGAAAAUGGUAAGUGCUUGCUCGUUAGCUCAAGCGAGAAGGCUGGAUUUGGUGACGGUGUUCAGAGGGCAUCCAAUUGUAUUGCUGCUGUUACAAAUCUUGAUGUCAGAAAAAAUCAGCUGAGGAUCAUAUCCCGGGGGAGUGUUCCUUGUGGCCCUCUCAAGCAAAACAACCUGAAGCAGAAUGCACAGCAUGUGGCUUGUCAAGCGGCAGAUCCAGGAUAUAUGGUCCAAAGGCAUAAACAUAGAAGUGGGGAGCGAAAUGCAACAAACACAUCCCAGGACUUUGUUUCUCUGAACAAAAGGAUGACAGGAAGUACAUCUUUGAAGCCAAAAAGAAAGGUAAUGGAUAGAUUUGGUGAGUCACAUACUAGUGCAGAGAACAAGAACAUGAGCACAAAAGGUCAUCGAAACAGUUGCCUGCAUAGUGAUAACUCUAACAAACUGAAGCUAAAAACUGCAACACCAAAAGCUAUGGAGAAAGACAUGAUAAUUGCAAAAGGCGCAGGGUUGCUCAGUGAGAAGCCGAAGUCUGCCAGUCCAAACUGUGCAAUGAGUGAUUUGCAGAGACAGGCAGUGCCACACAAUGUUUCAAGGUGUAACAAGAAAUCAGACAUCAUUUGUUUCACUUUCAGUUCACCGAUGAAGGUUACCCCUACCUCUUUGCCCGGUGAUAAUGCUACAGGAACAGGUAAUGCCGUUCAGGGAUCUCCAGUUGGUACUUGCUCUAAAAGACAUUCUCGUAGAGAUGAAGGUUUCAAGGAAGUUUUACAAGGCACAUCAAGUCCGGAGACUGCAGAAUCAGUUUUCUUUAACCAAGAUGAUUUGAAAAAUAGAGAUAUUCCUGGUGGUAGAGCACCCUCUUCUUUGCUUGAAAAGACAAGUGCUAUCCUUGUUACUGAUGAAUCUUUAAGUGAUGAACUGCUAUCGCAGUGCAACUUAGCGGACAGUGUCAUUUAUGGUUUCAGAGAAACCCAUAAAAAACAUGAGGUUGGUGCAAAAGGUUACUAUCCACCUCCAUCUAUAUCCAGAGGCAGCAAUAAGCGAAGCCCUACAUCUAUUCUUCAAUCUGCAUAUGCAGAUGAUGCCUUCUAUUCUGGUAUUCCACUCAAUACUGCAGAAGCUGCCUUCACUGACAGCCUUCCAAUGGAGACAUGCACGCCAGCAGCUAGCAUGAAAGAUGUAACUACGGAGAGGAGUUCCAGGUGUGCUGAACCUAAUUUUGGCCAGGGUGGUGCUCAACCGUUUAAACCGGCCGUCCAAGACAGCAAGCUGGUACACUCUGGAGAGGUUACAACAACUGUUGAACUGCUGCUAACAAACGUUUGCUCAUCUAGUCUACGUAAAUCGGAAGGAUCAUCCAAGGCAUUCCUUCUCCGAACAAUCGAGUCUGCAAUUGCCACCUUGACGACAAGCGCCAAGCAGGAUUUCAACACCAUCAAGGCCACAGAAGCGAGCCCGCUAAGAGAGCUCGCACUCGAUUUUGUUUCGGAGUGCCUGGACUUGAUGUGUGUUCAGCUCUGCGAUUCAGGUUACAGGUCGUUCUCAAGGCUUGCAAUGAUCUGCACCGAGGAGAGGCUGGCUGCUGAGGUCAAGAAAGAAAUUGCAAGGUGCAGUGACAUGGCUGGGAGGGGCUUGGACGAUAUGGCUGGGAGCGACGUCGAGCACGCGGUUGAGGCUGGCAUGGAUUCCAUGCUCGAAGCGUUUCAGAUCGGAGCCCAGAUCGAGCAGGAUUUGGUCCAGGAGCUAGUAAACGAAAUCGGGCUAGACAUGUUCAAGCGUUUGUGACUCCUAGAGUUCUAUUUUGCUGUGUAGUGCUUUUCCUGUUUGCCUGCCGGAACGUUUGCAAAGCCAACGUUCGUGGCCUUCUGAGCAAAAUCUAGUUGCGCUGCAUCGCUUGAUGCUGUCUGCCAGUCA